Molecule: messenger RNA, 1877 nt
Organism: Apaloderma vittatum (bar-tailed trogon)
Lineage: Eukaryota; Metazoa; Chordata; Aves; Trogoniformes; Trogonidae
Gene: RMI1
Product: RecQ mediated genome instability 1
Exons: 1
Coding region: 6-1877 (623 amino acids)
Biological process (GO): double-strand break repair via homologous recombination; resolution of meiotic recombination intermediates
Cellular component (GO): nuclear body; RecQ family helicase-topoisomerase III complex
Molecular function (GO): nucleotide binding
Source: RefSeq, a predicted model, not a curated record
AGAAAAUGUCUACAUCUAACAUUGCAGCAAGAGCGGAAACUUGGCUUUCAUCUACGUGGCACGUUAAAGUUCCUUUGACAUGGCUGGAAGCGUGUAUUAGUUGGAUCCAGGAAGAGAAUAAUGGUAGUAACUUAAGCCAAGCUCAGAUUAACAGGCAGGUAUUUGAGCAAUGGCUUCUUACAGAUCUGAGAGAUUUGGAGUAUCCCAUUUUGCCUGACUGCAUCUUAGAUGCUCCCAAAGGAGAGCUGUCAGGCUUCUACUCCAUACAGAUUGAUUCACUGAUUGAUGUUAGCCAGCCAGCAUAUUCCCAACUGCAGAAGCUAAGAGGGAAAAAUACUGUAAAUGAAGAAGUAACAGCCAGUACUCAGGCAUUCCAGAAGCCAUGGGAAGCAAAGCCCACUCGAAUGCUGAUGCUGCAACUAACUGACGGGAUACAUCAAAUUCAGGGCAUAGAAUAUCAACCAGUGCCUGUCCUCCACAGUAAUCUUCCUCCUGGAACAAAAAUUGCUAUACAGGGUAAUAUUGCAUAUCGUCUUGGAGUCCUUCUGCUUAAACCAGAAAAUGUAAAACUGUUGGGGGGCGAAGUGGAUACUCUUCUGGAGGAGUAUUCUCAGGAAAGAGUCCUUGCCAGAUUAAUUGGAGAAACUGAAAACCCUAAUCCUGUUGGACAAGCUGGUCGUGACCAAAUUGUUUCAAGGGCUGUGAAUGAAUUAGAACAAACCUUAGGCCCUUCAGAUGAAGAGCUUUUAGCAGGUCUUGAUGAAAAUAAUGAAUUUACUUUAAACAAUGAAGCAUCUAUAGAAAGCGGAUACUGCAGUAGAAGCAACAAUUUUAGUGCAGCCUCAAGUUCACUAAAUGCACAUAAUGGAAAUGUUUUGCUACAGGAACCUGGAAGUCCUUUGCAUUAUUCACAUGAUCAAGUUUCACCUUCUGUUGAAUAUGCUGAUGUUUUUUUAAACGACUUUCCUUUAGAAGAUGACUUGCUUUUAGAAGAAGAGAUGCAAAGAGAGCUGGAAGAAGUGCCACCAGUGGUCAUGAACAGAAAUACGGGUUUGAUUACUGACAGACAUCCAGAUAUAUCUAGAAGCUCCUGCAAUUCAUCUUUAAAUGGCACUUGUGAAAAAGAUGAUGUGAAUGGAAGAAAUAAGCCUGCAGAAGCUACCAGCAAGCAAAAGACUUUUGUAAGAACUGUAUUUGAUGGAGAUGGAAGUAGUACGAGUAGCUUUUCACAGCGCAAGAGUGUAGAUCAGACCUGCAGUUCUACAGAUUUUUCUUUAGAAAAUCUUCCUGAAGAAAGGCAGGAUGACACAGACCUAGAUAAGAACAGAUGUAAAUUCCAGCACACUUCUGACAGCAGGCUGUUAAAUGACAAUACUGUAUUUUCAUCAAAAAUGGAUCCAGAAGUAGAUCAGCAGAAGCAUGAUUCACAGACCUUCCCUUGCAGAGCAGUAGAUUUAGAUUCCCCACCUUUCACAUAUAUUUCCCUUCUCCUUGCAAAAAAACCAGAAACUGUUACAAUUCUGAAAGUUAAGUGUUUUAUUGUUACUCUGACUGGAAACCUCACAAGCAGCAAUGGGUCCUGGAGUAUAAAGGCAAAAAUUUCUGAUGGUUCAGCUUACCUUGAGGUAGAUUUUGCUGAUGAUAUUCUAACAAGUUUGAUUGGUUUUUCAGUGCCGGAAAUGAAUAAGCUGAAAAGGGAUCCAGCUUUACACCUGAAACUUAAGCAAGGUUUAGAGAAAUGUCAAAAACAGCUGAUAGAUCUCUGUUGUUUGAUGACUAUAGAGUUUAAUCCACUUCAGUCUAAAGCCACUGUAUUAACUCUUCAGGAUGCUGAUAUGAGACAUCUAGAACAAUUGAAGAAACGUUUGAAUAAAUAA